Messenger RNA from [Torrubiella] hemipterigena, 2435 nucleotides. The record is from the annotation of a GenBank genome assembly. NCBI's taxonomy places the organism in Eukaryota, Fungi, Ascomycota, Sordariomycetes, Hypocreales, Clavicipitaceae.
AUCAUGCCAGACCCGCCACAUGCAUUCUACCAGAGCCAGCAGCUGGCCCGGCUAUGCUCAAGCGUCAGGCGUCAGGCCAACAGUGGAGGCUAUGGAAAAAGCCGCUAAGUGGGUGCACGUUGUCUGUGGAAUGGCGAUAGACUUUGCCAUGGGACCAGAUAAUCCGCUUUCGUUGGGCUGUUGCAGGUAGCAUUUAAGUUCUAGCUACUUAGCGUGGGGACUGCCAGCCUAGUUGGGCUCAGAGUGACCUAUAUACCGAGUACCUGCACUUGGACUUUUUUCGGCGACGGUGGUUUGUCCAUCACUCUACCUGAAAGAUUAAUAUUACCAUCGCUGGCAUCUCUGCUCCCAGAACUAUUUAUUCGAUCUUCUCCAAUCCGAAAACUACGCAACACCGUUGCUUGAGGUGUCUAGGUCACUUGCGCGUGUCAUGAACACUGGAGCGUGAUGCGCCCCGAGUGAUCCGAGCCAUAGCGCAGACACCGCCGGCUCUGCCGCGGCGGCCUUCCUACGAAGGAAAGUCCGGGAGCGACGGACGCUAUAUAUUUCAGGCGCCAUAUCCCUUCAGUUCUUCUCAUUUCUUGGCCCUCAAUAGCCAAAUUUCUUAUUGUACCGGUUUUUAAUACUGGUUUACCGUUAUGUCGCCAGGCGGUGGUGGGUCAACGCCGCCCGCGCCAACACCCAAGGGGCACACGACCGAGGCCGAGCGUCAACCUUUACUUGCCCACAACCUACAUCACCUUGACUACACCGACCUUCGCCGAAAUCUUGUCGAACGACCAUCAAUAGCCUCCUUAGACGCCGAGGAAUCUCUACUAGAAAGCCCAGUUCUGUCACGAUCUGAAUUUCUGGAGAAAUUUGCACCUGUAGACCCUCAGCACAAGAAGUUCUCCAGGCGCAGGAUGAUUGUCCUCGUUUUGGGGCUCUGCUUUGUCGCCUUUGUAUAUUAUGUGUGGCGCAGGGAGCUAUAUCUCGAAAGCCCUUGGUUGCCCGAUUUUGAAAGCAUCGAAUUCAGCAAGAAGCCGUUACCCGAGCCGUUGCGGCGACACCUCGUCUCAGAAUAUAGCCUUCCGCUCCGAACCAAGGGCCGCGAUGUCGUGGAUGCCGCCGGCAAGCGAUUCAAACUGCACUCUGUGAACUGGUACGGUGCCAGCGAUGAACUGUUUGUCCCUGGCGGGCUCGAUAUCCAAAACAGAACCACAAUUGCGAAAACUAUCAAACGACUGGGAUUCAACAGUGUGCGAAUGCCGUACGCCGACGAACUUGUCACGACCAACCCGAUCAUCAGCGACCAUCUUGUCAAAGCAAAUCCAGAUCUUGCUGGGCUGCGCGCCUUGGAUGUCCUCGAAGCCUCUGUUACAGCGCUUACCGACGAAGGCAUAACUGUCAUUAUGAAUAACCACAUCACCGCUGCGACCUGGUGCUGUGGUGCCAACCCGUGCGAUGCUGGCUGGUCUAACGAUCACCUAGGCAGUAUAUGUCCUAUACGACAGACCGAGGAAGACUGGAUUAGGAACUGGGAGACAGUUAUGGUCCGAUAUAUACAUAAUCCGCUUGUGAUUGGCGCCGACUUGCGCAAUGAAGUGCGCGGCCUAUGGGGAACCAUGCCCUGGAAGAAAUGGGCCGCUGCGGCCGAGAAAUGUGGAAACCGACUACUGAAAAUGAAUCCUGACUGGCUGAUCAUAGUUGAGGGCACAGAGUCAGCCAACGACUUGACGGGUGUUGCGAAGCGUCCAGUUCAGUUGGACGUGGACCAUCGACUUGUUUAUUCAGCGCAUGUAUACCAGUGGUCUGGAUGGGGUAGCAAGGAUGGGAGAUUUGGACAGCGCAACUACGAGUCGUUUAAAAGGACGAUGCGUGAGAACUGGGGCUACAUCUUGGAGCAAGACAUCGCACCUGUGUGGGUUGGCGAGCUUGGCGCUCCUCAUCGACCAAGUGUGAUGGACCAUACUUAUUGGAAACACUUAUGGCGCUAUCUGAAGUCUAUAGAUGCGGAUUUUGGAUAUUGGGCCAUAAACCCUCGGAAACCGAGUGGCAACGCUUACGAGUCUUAUUCUCUUGUCAGCGAUGACUGGGUUACGCCUGUUUUGGACUACCGGAUGAAAGAUAUGCAAGAUUUGAUACGACUCGAACAGCAAAACUAGACCUACCUGCAGCGAUCGAUUUAGGAUUCUGAAUUUGGAGUUUAUGAGUCAUUCUGUUACAAUAGUACUUGGGAGAUCUUGGGACACUCGGUGUUUGUUUUUUACCACAUCUUUGGGCAUCAUGGCCACGGUUACUUGCUUCUAUUCAUUCAUACACCCAGACUAUAUGUAUAUAUUAGAUACACCUAGAUAUCCCUUAUUUGGUCACAUGUUUUGUAAAUACAGUUAAGAAUGAAGUGCUCUUUAUCCUCGCCACUCGGUGUGAAGGCUACACUGUGGCUGCGAUGGCCC